Molecule: messenger RNA, 1485 nt
Organism: Exserohilum turcica Et28A
Lineage: Eukaryota; Fungi; Ascomycota; Dothideomycetes; Pleosporales; Pleosporaceae
Exons: 5
Coding region: 1-1485 (494 amino acids)
Biological process (GO): transmembrane transport
Cellular component (GO): membrane
Molecular function (GO): transmembrane transporter activity
Source: RefSeq, a predicted model, not a curated record
AUGGCGGAUCCCAUGCAGGAUACCAAAGCUGGCGAUGGCUCUGUUUACGAGAAGGACACCCAAAUUGGGGCAAGCGAAGAGAUUGAAAUCGAUCCAGUUGCGGAGAAAAAGCUGAUCCGUAAGCUGGAUCUCAUACUAUCCCCCAUGAUGGUCAUCGUCUUCUUGGUAGCCUACCUUGACCGAUCUAAUAUUGGCAAUGCUGCCAUUGCAGGCAUGAAAGAAGAUCUCAAUCUGACAGGCGACCGUCUCAAUGUCGCUGUGACGCUUUUCUACGUAACAUAUAUCACAUUCGAACUCCCGUCCUCUCUUUUGCUUAAAAAGCUGCGUCCGUCUCGUCUGAUUCCUUUCUUCAUCAUCAGCUGGAGUGCCGUCAUCAUUGGCUCGGCCUUUGUGCAGAACUAUGCUGCCCUUCUCGCCACUCGCCUUCUGCUAGGGGCCUUUGAGUCAGGACUCUUUCCCUGCUUGACCUUGUACCUCAGCAUGUACUACAGGCCUCUGGAGCAAGCUCGAAGGGUGUCAUAUCUUUUCGUUGCAUCUGCACUCAGCGGUGCUUUUGGUGGAUUACUGGCCUUUGGCCUGACAAACCUACAUGGUGCAAGUGGACUUGCUGGAUGGCGAUGGCUGUUCCUCGUCGAAGGGCUCAUCUCAAUUGUCGUAGGCUUCGCCAUGGUUUUCCUUCUCCCAGACAACUUUGAAACGGCAUGGUGGCUGAACGAAGACGAAAAGGCUCUACUUCGCGCAAGACACGAAAAGGAGCGUCUCUACCAGGGCAAAUCCAUGACAAGAGAUGCCAUGGACAAGGGCGAGGUCAAAUUCGCAUUCUUGGACUACAAGGUGUGGCUGAGCGCGGCGUGUCAGUUCUGUGCCAACACGUGUUCCUUUGGUUUCUCGACAUUUCUUCCCGUCAUCAUCCGCGGAUUCGGUUACUCGAGCAUUCGUACACAACUCCUGACAGUACCCGUGUAUAUCUGGGCAUCGGCAGUCUACCUCUUCAUAGCCUGGUGCUCCGACUAUGUCAAUCGCCGCGCCUUUUUCAUGGUUCCCUUGGCUUUAGUCACAGCUGUUGGCUACGCCCUGAUGCUUGGGCUUCCAAUGACAUCAACCGCAGUGCUGUAUUUUGCGACAUAUGUUACAGCAACUGGCAUAUUCUGCUGUGUCGGACUGAACGUCACAUGGAUCAUUAAUAGCAAUGCUGGGUACUUUAAGCGUGCCACUGCUAUCGGUCUGCAACAGUCGAUCGGAAACUCGGCGGGUAUCAUGGCUGGCCAGAUCUAUCGCAUCUCUAACAGCGAUGGCCGCUACAUGAUUGGUCAUACAGUUUCCAUUUGCGCAAUCUUGGUGGCAGCUUGUGGAUACACCACCAUGUACUUUGUGCUUCGUAGGGUUAACAGAAAGAGAGAGGCAAUGUCCAUCGAUGAGAGAAUCAGGCAAAUCGACGCUGGGAAACUGGGCGAUCGUCAUCCUGAUUUCAGAUAUACCUUGUAA